AAGAAGACGAACAGUACAAACACGAGUUUACAGUCAAGUGGGAGAUACGCAGUUUAGAAGAAUUAACGAUGAAAACAGAAACACAACACAAACAGCAGAAGAAUGAUAAGCAGUUCAGUAUGAAGAAGUCAAAGAAACAUUCUGAUCCUUCGUCAGACGAUCACCUUCAGCGGAUACCUCAGCGUUUGCGUGACAUCAUGAAGAGCAAGGAGAGGAUGAAACAAGGUUCCCAGAAGAGGAAGAAGAAAGCCUCUACACCAAAACUGCCAAAAGGAGUACAAGGAGAUAUUCCUGUUCCACUCUUCCGCAAAGGGAGACAGGAGUCAGAGAAAGCAUACCUCCGCCGCAUGACGGAAGAGAGUGAGCAUGUUUUAUUCCUCACUAACAACCAGAUAGAUCGAAAACCAGAGCUGGAAGUGAAAAAAGAAGAGGAACAGACAGUAGAGAAGAAAUCUACUAAAAAGAAAGGGUUAAGUAAAUCAAAACUACUGCAACAGAAAAAAAAGUUAGACCAGCGACAGGAACGUGAAGAAGAAGAGAUGUUUAAAGAUGAGGUACCGUUUGGAGAGGUUGCAAUGGCUCCACCAUCACUAAGUGUGAAACCAAAGAAAGCCCCAGUCAAACCUCAGGGGGCACCCAAAUGUCUGCUCCUGAACUCGCUGCUGGGGCACAGUCCUGUGUCAGUGGCAAAACCCUCUAUGGCGAGGAAGAGGAUGAUGGAGGAAGAGAGGGAACGAGUUGUACAGCUGUACAGAAAUAUGAAGAAACAGCAGAGAGACAAACACGAGAAAGACAAAGCUGCUUGGAGGAAAUCCACAUGAGACUGUACUAGUUUUAUAUUAUCAUAUAUUGCUGUAAUGUAUUUGCAUCAUCCACAACAAUAAAAAUCCUUUUUGAAAU
This is a messenger RNA of Xyrauchen texanus (razorback sucker), 900 nucleotides long. It is a transcript of the gene ccdc137, whose product is annotated as coiled-coil domain containing 137. The transcript has 6 exons. The coding region runs from base 69 to 821 and encodes 250 amino acids. NCBI's taxonomy places the organism in Eukaryota, Metazoa, Chordata, Actinopteri, Cypriniformes, Catostomidae. The record is from RefSeq and is a predicted model, not a curated record.